Molecule: messenger RNA, 2335 nt
Organism: Acipenser ruthenus (sterlet)
Lineage: Eukaryota; Metazoa; Chordata; Actinopteri; Acipenseriformes; Acipenseridae
Product: interferon-induced protein with tetratricopeptide repeats 5-like
Exons: 2
Coding region: 273-1688 (471 amino acids)
Biological process (GO): defense response to virus
Cellular component (GO): cytosol
Molecular function (GO): protein binding
Source: RefSeq, a predicted model, not a curated record
UGUUGACUCAAGUGGUCAGUGGUCUGUAGCUACGAGUUUUGGUUUCUUGCUAAGUUUCGAUUUCUUGCUAAGUUUCAAAAUUAGAAUGAGCUCAGUAUCAGCUUAGCUGACAUUCACAAUAGCAAUGUAAUAUGACACUAGUUUUGUUUCUUGUUUAAACAUGUGAUGGUUUAGGUCGUUCUCUUUCAAACAAAAGUACAGCUCGUGACAGUACUGCUGUGAUCUGCAGCAGCUCAAGAUAGGGAUACUUUUGAAAUUUGGAGCAGUUCAUUAUGGAUUUGAACCAAAAGAAUGCCUUAGAAAACACACUUCUGCAACUAGAGUGUCACUUCACAUGGGAUUUGGUAACGGAAGACACUGACAUUGAAUAUGUGGAAGAGAGACUAAAAAAUCAAAUACAGGUAUCUCUAGGUAAAAAUAAAGGGACUGGGCACUCAUACAACCAACUGGCUUAUGUGAAGCACCUGCAGGGGUUAAAUGAAGAAGCAAUACAAAAUCUAGAAAAAGAUGAAGAAAUUACAAGGAAGGACCACGGAGAUGAAUUUGAGAAGCUGGUCAUUGUCACUUAUGGAAACUUUGCCUGGGUGUACUAUCACAUGGGUGAGAUCACCAAAGCCCAGAGCUACCUGGAGAAGCUGGAAGACAUUUGCAAGAGGUUGUCCAUCACAGCCCUUCCCCCUGAAGUGUAUGGGGAAAAGGGAUGGUCCUUAUUGAAGUUCUCCGCGAAACAUAGCAAGAGAGCCAAAGAAUGUUUCAGAAAAGCCCUCAAGGAAGAACCAGGUGAUAAAGAAUGGAACGCUGGGUAUGCCAUUGCACUGUAUCGCCUUGGGGGUUCUGAAUCAGAUGACUCAGCUGCACUAGAACAGCUAAGGUGUGCACUAGAGCUUAACCCAGAAGACACAAUGAUUAUGGUAUUCCUGGGAAAUAAAUUAAAGCAAUGUAAACAGGAAAAGGAAGCUCUGGAGUAUAUUGAGAAAGCUCUGAAGAUGUCACCAGAAAACCCCCAGGUAAUUCACCACGUGGCAAAGUUUUUCAAAGAGCUGGGAUUGUUGGAUAAAUCCUUGGAAAUUUUAAAAGGUGCACUGAAACUGUCACCUGAUGAAUGGCUUCUGCACCACCAAAUAGCCCUCUGUUAUAAAUGGAAAAUAAAUGACUGGAUAAGGGAAACAGGUUAUUCUCAUAAUUAUAGCGUUGAGCUGAGAAACCUUAUCCAGCUGUGCAUUUCUCACUUUGAAACAGUGGUGAAGCAUAAACCAUUUUACGUGUAUCCUCAGAUGGAUCUGGCAGAAAUGUAUGCAAAAUCCAGAAACAUCAAAAAGGGAGAAGAAAUAUUUCAGACUUUAUUUGGUAUUCCUGAUAUGAAGCCACAAGAGAUACAAGCUCUGCAUCGACAUUAUGGAAAUUUCCAUUUGAAUUACAACAAAUCUGAGUCGGAUGCCAUCAAACACUACAAAGAAGGGUUAAAGAUACAACAUCCUUCUAAGGAACGUGAAAUGUGUUUUUACACACUGAAGAAAACUGCUGAUAAACGCAUCAGGAAGAAUCCCCAAGAUGGAGAAGCCUUUGGCAUUCUGGGGUUUAUUCAUAAAAUGAAAGCCAUCGAGUUCUGUGAGAGGGUGUUGCAAUUUGACUGUCACAAUAAAGAAUAUCAGAAUGUUCUCUCUCUGCUGACGAAGACACUGAAUUAGUCUUUCCUUUAACUGAGCAUUUUGAAUGUACACUGAUGGCUAAACUAUGCAAACACAUAAAUUAUCUAAGUGUCUAGAUCACUAUAACCUAUAUACACAAUCCUUCAACUUAACUUUAACAAACAUUAGAUAUAGGAGGGUGUUGUCAGUUGGGUAUAAAAAAUGCUCUCCUUUAAAUGACUAAAUAGCACCUCCCUGGAGACUCACAUGAACUGUAGAUGUUUGAUUUCUUCACAGUGGGCUUUAUUCCCAUACCUAAAAAAACCUUCUUUCUCUGUUAACAAGCUCAAAAUGCACCAAUGCAAUGUCAAGUGUAAUGUGGAGAAACCCUUGUAAGAGAAGGGAAUGCUGAACUGAGCAAUAAUGCAAUGUAUCAAAUCUGAAAUAUUAUGACUUUGAAAUCUGGUUCAGUUAAUAAACUUUUGUUUUACUUUUUUAUUAACAAUAUAAAUCUUUACAUGGGGAAAAUUAACUGAACACUGUUUAAGUAACAGCAUUAUUGUCUAUUCUAUAACUCUGAUUAACAAAUAUGUGUUCUUACAUGGCAUAGAAUGUAUGUAUACUUAUAUACUAUACAAAGUACUUUGCAAUUAUUAACCAGAAAUAAACAAUUGAGAAUUGUAAAAAAUAAAAUAAAAAGGGAUCCU